GUUCAAAUUACUGGUAGUGCGAUAAUUAACUUCAAGACUGAGUGUUCUGGGUUAUCGUUUAGUAAUAAUUUUCACUGGUGUCAGACGGUUGUAAAGUAGUUACUUCUUAUCAAAUAAACUAACAUUAAAGUGUAAAUCUGUUCUUUGCACAUAAAACAAUGUUGGUUCCACCUCCUCAAUUCGAAGAUCGUGAUGAACAAGAACUGCUCUUAUGUGGUCCCGGCCCCAGCAACAUAUUACCCUCAGUCCGAAAGGAUUUGACGAAACCAGUGCUCUCUCCGAUUUGUGAUGAUUAUUUUAAUGUAAUGUCAGAUAUUAGAACUGGUCUCAAGUAUGCAUUUCAAACGAAGUCGGAACUCAUUCUCGCCAUGAGUGGUUCGGGGCACAGUGGUAUGGAGACAAUCAUAACCAACCUCCUUGGCCCCAAUGAUACCCUUUUGAUAGCUAAAAGAGGUAUUUGGGACCUGAGAGCGGAAACAAUUGCUUACAAGCAUGGAAUCCCUACGCAUAUUACCGAAGUUCCCUUCAACGCAACAUUUAGUUUCGAGCAAUUAGAAGCAGCGUUGAAGAAUUAUCGUCCAACAGCGCUUUUCAUCACUCAUGGAGAUUCUUCUACGGGCACCAUUCAGAGACUGGAGGGCCUUGGUGAUAUGUGCCAUAAAUACGGAACUCUUUUGCUGGUAGACACUGUGGUGUCAUUGGGUGCUGUACCAUUUUUGAUGGAUGAGUGGGGAGUAGACGCAGUAUAUACGUCAACACAAAAAGCUCUUAGUGGACCUGCAGGUAUCACUCCAGUGGCAUUCAGCGAAUUAGCACAGCAAAAGAUAAACAGACGCACACACGAGCCAGCCUUCUACUUCGAUGUAAAAUUAAUCGCGAAACAAUGGAAUUGCUUCGAGAAGAGUAAAAAUUACCAUCACACUUUAAGCCCUCCACUAAUUUGGGCAUUGCGCCGUUGCCUUAUUGAGCUUUCAAAUGAAACAUUGCCAAAAGCUUGGUCACGUCAUGCUCAAACAACCGCUUUAUUUCACAAAAUGCUAACCCACUAUGGAUUUGAAUUUCUCAUACCAAAACCUGAAGAUAGACUUGCUACAGUUACUACAGUUAAAGUACCAAAAGGUUGUGUUGAUCAGGAUUUUAUGAAUCAUAUUAGAUACAAACAUGGUAUCGUUAUCUUCGGAGGCUUGGGACCAACAGUAGGAAAGGCACUACGAAUUGGGAUAAUGGGUGUCAACUCCAAUGAAGAUGUCGUUACUAAGGUUGUCCAAGCUAUGGUUGAUGCGACACGGAAUGUCGUGAAGAGCAAAAUCUAACACCUGUUUCGACGUAUAUACCUUUAUUGUUUGGGUAUAUCAUUUUUAUAUUCUUUAAAUUGUAACUAUAAAUGUAUAAUAUCCAAUGAUAAAAUUUACUAGGGUAAUUUUAUUUUUAUUAAAGAUUUUUUUCAAAGUA
Molecule: messenger RNA, 1452 nt
Organism: Pieris napi
Lineage: Eukaryota; Metazoa; Arthropoda; Insecta; Lepidoptera; Pieridae
Gene: Agxt
Product: serine--pyruvate aminotransferase, mitochondrial
Exons: 8
Coding region: 159-1313 (384 amino acids)
Cellular component (GO): peroxisome
Molecular function (GO): L-serine:pyruvate transaminase activity; L-alanine:glyoxylate transaminase activity
Source: RefSeq, a predicted model, not a curated record